This is a messenger RNA of Triticum aestivum (bread wheat), 1803 nucleotides long. Its product is annotated as cyclin-T1-3. Gene Ontology annotation, molecular function: cyclin-dependent protein serine/threonine kinase regulator activity. Gene Ontology annotation, biological process: regulation of transcription by RNA polymerase II. The coding region runs from base 298 to 1632 and encodes 444 amino acids. The transcript has 7 exons. Lineage: Eukaryota; Viridiplantae; Streptophyta; Magnoliopsida; Poales; Poaceae. The record is from RefSeq and is a predicted model, not a curated record.
GAGCCGCGGGUAAAAAGGUGGACCCGGGCGCACGGUGACACAUCAACCGGCUAGGGUUCUGCUGGGGUCCGACCCAGCCUCGCAGUCGCAGGUAGGGCUGCAGGCUCCCCCUCGCUGCCGCGGCGCCUAUCCCCCGCCGCCGCCGUCGCCGUCGCCGUCGCCGCCAGCUGCAGCUCUCCGCCCGCGACGUCUAUCCCGGUCCGUCUCCGCCCCGCGCGCUCGCCGGUCGGUCCGCACCCUGCGCCAAACUACUUGUCGACCUCUCAGGUCCUUUAGAAGAAAAGAGGAAAAUCAUACAUGGAUAUCAUGCAGACAAGUGAUUCUUCACAAUAUGGAGUUGUAGAAAACAGCCCAUAUAGAUUUCCCUAUAAUAAACGUGUGGAAGAUGGCAACCUUGGUGCUUCAUGGUAUUUUAGUAGAAAAGAAAUAGAGGAGAAUUCCCUUUCAAGAAGAGAUGGCAUUAGUCUGAAGAAGGAGUCUUUCCUUCGCAAGUCAUACUGCACUUUUCUUCAAGAUCUGGGAGUGAGGCUUAAAGUGCCUCCAGUGACAAUUGCUACAGCUAUUGUAUUCUGUCAUCGUUUUUUCCUUCGACAAUCUCAUGCCAAAAAUGAUAGACUGACAGUAGCCACAGUUUGCAUGUUCUUGGCGGGUAAAGUUGAAGAAACACCCAUACCCCUGAAGGAUGUCAUACUAAUUUCUUAUGAGAUCAUCCACAAAAAGGAUCCUGGUGCUGUUGCUCGAAUUAAGCAAAAGGAAGUCUAUGAACAACAGAAGAAACUUCUUUUAAUUGGGGAGCGUGCUGUGCUUAUAACACUUGAUUUUGACUUCAAUGUGCAUCAUCCAUACAAGCCCUUGGUUGAAGCAAUAAAAAAACUCAAGAUUGCUCAAAAGGAACUUGCUCAAGUUGCCUGGAGUUUUGUCAAUGAUGGGCUGUGUACAUCUCUUUGCCUGCAAUUUAAGCCCCAACAUAUUGCGGCCGGCGCAAUCUUCCUUGCUGCGAAGUUCCUUAAAGUCAAGCUUCCAGCAGAUGGCGAGAAGGUCUGGUGGCAAGAUUUUGAUGUAACCCCAUGGCAGUUGGAAGAGGUUAGCAACCAAAUGAUGGAGCUCUAUGGGCCACCACCAUCUCAAGGGAAUAAUACUAAAAGCAGCUCUGCAAGUUUAGCUGAUCAACAUGCUGCGGAAAAAGCUCCUGGAGCUGCCGAAGAGCCUCCAGCGCAUAAGAACCAUCCAGCAUCCAGACAAUCGAGCUUGCCAGACCACCAUCACCCUGAAAGGCAAAACUCAAACCAGCGGAUAGUCCAGACCGAAACAAGGGAUGGCACUGCCACCAGCAAUGAAGGCCCGACUAUGCCGCCGUCAGGGAUGGAUGCAGUGGAAAAGAUUGCUGAUCUGUCUGAGAGGGAGCUGAAGCAUGGAGUGGAAUUGGUUGCCGAGGAUGACGAAAAACACGACAGAAGGCAGACCGUCCCCCGUCCCCCGCACAGAGAGGAUCAUCAGAAAGCCGCUCACACGACAGAGGGCACGGAAGAGGGCGAGCCGUCUAAGGACAGUCAAGAGUGCCAUUCAAAGCGGAAGGAGCACAGGAGCCAUGAUCACAGCAGCGAGAGGGACCUUAAGAGGUUGAGGCCAUAAAAGGAAGUAUCAUCACCACCUGGGUAGAAUGAUCCGCGGUGGCAUUGUGCUAAUGCAACUACCAGGGUGAAAACCUAUUCUUUUUUCUCUGUUGCAGGAGCUGCUAUCUCAGUCCUUGCUGGCCAUGUCGGGAGUUUUGAACCGUGAUUCGAGAAUAUGGUUUCCCAUACA